Conger conger (European conger) is the source of this 818-nucleotide messenger RNA. RefSeq names its product dolichol-phosphate mannosyltransferase subunit 3-like. The transcript is spliced from 2 exons. NCBI's taxonomy places the organism in Eukaryota, Metazoa, Chordata, Actinopteri, Anguilliformes, Congridae. Gene Ontology annotation, biological process: GPI anchor biosynthetic process. Bases 107 to 385 code for a protein of 92 amino acids. The record is from RefSeq and is a predicted model, not a curated record. Gene Ontology annotation, cellular component: endoplasmic reticulum membrane; dolichol-phosphate-mannose synthase complex.
CAAUGAAUGACGUAUAAUUGUAGCGUGCAAGUGGAAGUGGUGAGGUGGACAAGGCGUCGCAAGCAUUUCAGUCCAAUGGUCGCAGGUGCAUUUGAUUAACUCCAUCAUGACCAAGCUUCUGGAAUGGUUGCUGGGUAGCGCAAUGGUGGGGCUCAUUUGGGGGUUACUAACCUUUGACGUGUUGGACAUACAGUUACCCCAGGCCUACAGAGAGGCGGUCUGGCCCAUGCCUGUGUACCUUUUGGUGGUGUUUGGGUGUUACUCCCUGGCCACUGUUGGAUAUCGGGUGGCAACUUUCAAUGACUGUGAAGAGGCUGCAAAGGAACUGCAGGCCCAGAUCAUAGAAGCCAGAGCAGAUCUUGAGAGGAAGGGCCUGAAGUUCUGAUCCGAAGCCUGGAGGUUAGACUAUGGGAUGGGUAGGGGGUGUGGGUUUGAAAGAGAUUCUUUUUUCAUUCCUGUGACUGGUCUAUUCUCUUCUGGAGAGAAGUUCAGGUUAUUGCCAAAAAAAAAAAUCCUGAAAAUUUAUUUUCUACAGAUCUCUCGAUUGGAAGAGGGAACAUUGCCAUUUUGUCGCACUUGAAAGCUUACUACUCUCUAGACGUGAUGGCCUCUGUAAUUUUCACAGUUGUAAGAAUUAUAGAACAUAACAGAGGAGCAUCUUUUUUCUUCUGUUUCUGUAUUCUAUGGAAUACAAAGAAAGAUGGAAGAGAAAGCAACAUGGCAAAAAUAUUGAAUUCAGCAUGAGUUAUUCUAGUGGUAUUCUAAAGUUUCUGAUAUUGCAGCGUGUCAUUAAAGUGUUGUUUUUCCAUUGUGCUGGA